CCACAUUCCUCUCGGUCAUUUCGUCUUCAGAUUUCUAUCGACUUACAUCGGUGGCUUUGUUUUCGAAUUUGCCACGUGCUCCGUUUCUCGAGUUCUUCAUUAGUCAAGAAAUAAACAAGUUUUCGAGGCGAUUAUUCUUCGGAUUUUUGAAGUUAUAAGUGAAAAUUAAGAGAAAUGGCAGACUAUGUCAUCGGUGACGAGAGGCCAGCCGACGUCCCGCUUCCCGAUGACGGUCUCUCAGCGGCGCAGCUUUUCACCAAUGGAGACGGAUUAACUUACAAUGAUUUUAUUAUCCUGCCCGGUUAUAUCCAUUUUACCGCAGACGAAGUGGACCUUCAUACACAUUUGACCAAGGAGAUCGUCCUCAAAGCUCCUCUGGUCUCCUCUCCGAUGGACACUGUCACAGAAUCCGACAUGGCCAUCGCCAUGGCUCUUUGUGGUGGCAUUGGCAUUAUUCAUCAUAAUUGUUCGCCCGAAUAUCAGGCGAAUGAAGUUCACAAGGUGAAAAAAUACAAGCACGGCUUCAUCAGGGAUCCAGUCGUGCUCUCGCCCAACCAUACGGUUGGUGACAUCCUGAGAGUAAAAGCUGAGCACGGAUUCUGUGGCGUUCCAAUUACCGAAAAUGGGAAAAUCGGUGGCAAACUGUUAGGAAUCGUAACCUCGAGAGACAUCGACUUCCUCGAAUCAACAAGCCAGCACAAUUCGAAACUCGAUACAAUAAUGACUAAACUCGAUAACCUAGUCACUGCCAAGGCAGGUGUGACUCUCACAGAAGCUAAUACGAUCCUCGAAAAAUCGAAAAAGGGAAAACUACCAAUAGUUGAUGACAAAGGUCACUUUGUUUCUCUCAUGGCAAGAACCGAUUUGAAAAAGAAUCGGAGUUAUCCAAAUGCCAGUAAGGAUGAGAACAAACAACUUCUAGUGGGUGCAGCGAUUGGAACCCGUGAGCAAGAUAAAGAGAGACUCCAACUUCUAGCAAACGCUGGGGUCGAUGUGGUUGUCCUCGACUCAUCCCAGGGAAAUUCCAAAUUCCAGAUUGGAAUGAUCCGCUUCAUUAAAUCCGAAUAUCCCCAACUCCAAGUAAUAGGAGGCAAUGUGGUGACCACCAGGCAAGCAAAGAAUCUCAUUGAAGCUGGUGUCGAUGGAUUGCGAGUAGGUAUGGGUUCAGGGUCGAUCUGCAUCACCCAGGAAGUUAUGGCGGUUGGAAGACCCCAGGCCACGGCAGUUUAUAAAGUUUCAGAGUACGCCAGAAGAUUCGGAGUUCCUGUCAUCGCCGACGGUGGAAUUCAAACAAUUGGUCAUAUUAUAAAAGGCCUGAGUUUGGGUGCUAGCACUGUUAUGAUGGGAUCGCUUCUCGCAGGAACCUCCGAAGCUCCAGGUGAAUAUUUCUUCAGUGAUGGAGUUAGAUUAAAGAAGUACAGAGGAAUGGGAUCUAUCGAAGCCAUGGACAGAAAAGAUGCAAAGGGUUCAGCGAUGGACCGAUAUUUUCACAACGAACAGGAUAAGUUUAAAGUUGCCCAGGGAGUCAGCGGAUCCAUCGUUGACAAGGGCACUGUACUUAAAUUCCUGCCCUACCUUCAAUGUGGAAUUAAGCAUGGAUGCCAGGACAUUGGAGUUAAGACGAUUUCUUCUCUGAGAUCGAUGAUGUACAGUGGGGAACUUAAGUUCGAGAGAAGAUCCAACUCAGCUCAGCAGGAAGGAAAUGUACAUAGUUUAUUCAACUAUGAGAAGAGACUUUAUUAAUUCAAGAGAACUUCGAGUAUUCGCGAAAGUACCUGCAUUUAUUGCGAACCCUUAAUGUGUACACGCAAUCCUGACAAUAGACUGGUAGAUGAGUAUUGUCUCGAACGCUGAUUGCAAAGUCGGGGCCUAUUUUAAAUGAUCUAUUAGAGUUUCGAUUAGUUUUGUGUAAUUGUGAAGUUUUAUAUAUUGACGUGCUUGAAGAGAAAGGAUCUUUAUUAAUAUUGUAUUUUAGCAGACUUUGCCGUUCGAGACUUUGCGCAGAAACCAGUGAUCUCUCGCUGAUUUGGAAUUCACGUUUUCUAGAAUUUUUUAGAUGAUCGGUUUUCAGGGUGUCGGCAGGACCGGGAAACUUUGGAAAUUCCUGUCAGGAAUUUUUUAUUUUAUAAUAAAUUGUGAAAGCAAGCAGUUGAAAAUACGACACUCUAGUUAUAAAUUUGAUUAUUAUCAAACUUAAUUUUAUCAAACGGGAUCUCUAAUUCUCAGCGAACAAGAAAAACAAUAUCGCCACCGCCUGGCAAAAUAGAAAUCAUAAAAAAUGGAUAAAUUUUUUGAUACUGAUAAUAGGGCGAAGGUUUUUUUUUGUAUAAAAUCCUCAUCCCUAAAGUGAGAUAAGAAAAUUUCUUGUCUUCAUAUGUUGGUCUGUAUGUACUUACAUAAAGCUACCUGUGAACCUGAGAUAAGUAUAUGUAGUAUCGAGUAGCGAAAUCGAAUAGGAGAAUUGGCUAAGAGUACACGGUUGAUCAGGUCUGAUUUUAAACCGUGAGAAGAGAAAUUUGCAUGGGAAUUAAUCCAAAUUUCAAAUUGCGGGAACACAAUUUUUAGGUUUACCUCCGUUUUUUUUUUUUCUUUUUUUACUGUACUUCACUGAAGGAUAUUAAUACGCAAAAGUAAUAAUUGUAUAUAUCUUCAAUGUCGAUUGAGGAUUGCAAUGUUGUUUGCAAUGCAUAAUUUACGAAGGCCUUUUUAAUACCAAUUUUGUAUAUAUUAGCGAAAGUUGAUUUGACACCUUCCGUCUUUUUAAAUAUUAUCAUAUAAUAUUCUGAGGGAACUAUUUAUCAAAUCAGCGCAUUUGGACUGUAAAGAGUCUCUACGAAGAACAAUAAAUUAUAAAUGUGUUCUUGAUGUCAUUCCUGUAUGGUACUAAAGUAAGUGAAUUGCUUUGUGCAUUGUAGUGGAUUGUAAACUUAAUUUUAAUUUAAAUUAUAUCUUUUCUAUUUGAAGCAAAUUUGCGUUCUUGUAAGUUACAUUGACUAGUCAUGUAAGUCAGUUAUGGAUUAUUUGAACUGCAAACUUGCCGCAAUUUUUUUUAAAGCUUUGAUCAUUAAUUAGAAUGAGAUUACAAUUACUCAAAAGAGAUGAAUGUCAAAUCUUCGUAGAACCGCGUCUGUGAUUUUUCUAAGUGAAUAUCAAUUUUAUAAUUUAAUAUUCCAAUUAGGUCUACUACAAGUAGAUUAAAACAAUUAUUAGCCAAUAUACAUAUAUUUUUUACAGAUAAAAAUAUCAUGUGAAACAAAGCGUCUGAAAUAAACAUGUUCUUGGUGUUAUAUCGAAA
This is a messenger RNA of Belonocnema kinseyi, 3295 nucleotides long. RefSeq names its product inosine-5'-monophosphate dehydrogenase 1b (gene ras). Gene Ontology annotation, molecular function: IMP dehydrogenase activity. Bases 175 to 1743 code for a protein of 522 amino acids. Gene Ontology annotation, cellular component: cytoplasm. The transcript has 2 exons. Lineage: Eukaryota; Metazoa; Arthropoda; Insecta; Hymenoptera; Cynipidae. Gene Ontology annotation, biological process: GTP biosynthetic process. The record is from RefSeq and is a predicted model, not a curated record.